GUCUUGUGGUUUUGAUCUGUCAGCAGCGCUGAUCAGCUCGCCGCCCUGCUAGGCAGUAGCAUUAGCUUUCGUGAGGAACUCUCGAAGCCAUGUCAAUCACGUACCAAUUCAACGUCGCCAUGAGCUGCGGUGGCUGCUCCGGCGCUAUCAAGCGAGUGCUCGACAAGACUGAAGGCAUACAGCAGCAUACGGAGGAUCUGCCGAGUCAGCUCGUGACGGUCGUCGUGCCUUCGAUAGAGACGCCCUCGUUUGAUGUCAUUCUGGAGAAGAUCCGCAAGACAGGCAAGACCAUCCACUCGGGCGGCGUGCAAGCGCCCAGCAAUGCGAACGAGAUCACACCCUUGACUGAGAAGGACCAGCUUAAGCCGGAUUGGAAAGCCAGCCUGCUUAAUGCAGUUGCAGCCCACUAGAUGGCCCUUAAUAGUCUUUGCAUGUCGCAAUCACUUUGUACAUGUACAUGCAUUAUCUACGAUCCACGCU
Molecule: messenger RNA, 480 nt
Organism: Mixia osmundae IAM 14324
Lineage: Eukaryota; Fungi; Basidiomycota; Mixiomycetes; Mixiales; Mixiaceae
Exons: 3
Coding region: 90-410 (106 amino acids)
Biological process (GO): copper ion transport
Cellular component (GO): cytosol
Molecular function (GO): metal ion binding; copper chaperone activity
Source: RefSeq, a predicted model, not a curated record